Photinus pyralis (common eastern firefly) is the source of this 615-nucleotide messenger RNA. RefSeq lists its product as uncharacterized. NCBI's taxonomy places the organism in Eukaryota, Metazoa, Arthropoda, Insecta, Coleoptera, Lampyridae. Gene Ontology annotation, molecular function: odorant binding. The record is from RefSeq and is a predicted model, not a curated record. The transcript has 2 exons. Bases 111 to 560 code for a protein of 149 amino acids.
GGGAGCAACGUGUUACGAUGUGCUGAGUACAAACACGAUAAGAGAACUGUAUAAAUUGACUGGCAUCUUAAUGCAACUGUCAAGUGCUUGUGUAACUCUCCGAUAUCACCAUGUUCAAAAAGACUGUGUUUUGCUUGCUCAUCGGGUGUCUCGCCUUGGCGAAGUCUAUUGAAGUUCCGGAUGCACUCAUUGAUGAAACACUUUCUGCCUGCAUGAAGGAGACAGACAUCGAUAAGGCGAAGCUCUCCGAAAUGUUCGAUGAUGAUUUCCAUAUAAAAUAUCCUCACGAUGUGACAUCGAAAAUUGUCGAAUGCGGCCUGGGCAAAGUUCACUUUUUCAACGAAGACGGCGGGUUUAACAGCAAAUUUGUUACUGAAGAUCUUGCAAAGUCGCUUCCAGUUUUUGUAACAGAUGAGAUUGACGCCAAGAAGGCGGACGAACUAGCGAAGGAAAUCUACCAUGAAUGCAGCACUCCGAAAGGGGAAAAUUUAGUAGAGAAGAUGGCCAAUUUCCACAAUUGCGUAAUGGUCGAAUUGAAGAAGAAAACAACCGCCGCGUAAAAUAACACGAUCUUAAUUGCAAAAAUAAAUUUAAAAUAGAAAUAAGGUACUUUGA